GAGCACACCUAACUUCAGCAAGGGCCUUAAAUGCACUUGGCUUUUGUACUCCCAUGAUCUGCCAUGAAAACAUUUGCCAGGUUGUUGCUGAUCCCAGAAAACUGUGGAAUUCCAUGGAAGAGACCUGAAUCCUCCCAAACUGCAGCCAAAGCGGCCAUCCCACAAACCCUUAGAAGGAUGCUUGUUGGUAUAAGUUUCAGUUUUCAUGUUGGGAGGCCAAGGUGGGUGGAUCACUUGAACCCAGGAGUUUGAGACCAGCCUGGGUAACAUGGGGAAACCCUGUCUCUACAAAAAAAUACAAAAAAUAGCUGGGUGUGGUGGCACAUGCCUGUAGUCCCAGCUACUAGGGAGGCUGAGUGGGGAGGAUCGAUUGAGCCCAUGACGUUGAUGCUGCAUAGAGCUGUGGUGGUUUCACUUCACUCCAGCUUGGGAGACAGAGUAAGACUGUCUCAAAAACAAAAACUAAAAACCCCAAAAAGGAAACAAACGAACAAAAAAGGUCUCAGUUUUAGGAUAAUGUUCUACAUGGCAUUAUUACAGUAUGAGUUAAUACAGCUUCGUUAUUUUAAACCACUGAGAUCAGGGACUUCUUCGUUACUGUAACAUCUUCUAAUCUGUCCCAGUUGAUGUCAGUGUUUAACACCUGUCAACUAUGGCCUCCACUUCCCAGGUUCAAGUGAUUCUCCUGCCUCAGCCUUCUGAGUAGCUGGAAUUUACGGGCAUGUGCCACCAUGCCCGGCUAAUUUUUGUAUUUUUAGUAGAGACCAGGUUUCGUCAUGUUGGCCAGGCUGGUCUCAAACUCCUGACCUCAAGUAGAUCUACCCUCCUUGGCCUCCCGGAAUGUUGGGAUUAUACAGGCAUGAGCUGCUGCACCCAACCUGUCUUUUAAGCUGUGAUAGAUACAGGUUGCUGACAGUUUUAGUCUUGGGACCCAGAUUCAAGCCUCAAGCUCUCCCUCUUAACCUCAAGCAAAUUGUUUCAUUUCUCUAGACCUGUUUUCUCAUGUGUCCAUUGGGAAUAAUGACAUCUAAUCCUGGAGUUGUGAAAAUGUGGUGACAUAAUGUCUGCACAAGUGCUCUGUCAACAUGUAGGUGUUUGUGUAGAGGGAGGGAUUCGUGUUUUUAUUACUUACUGGGUGAUGAUUCUGCUGGGCUGUCUUAGGAUCAGGUGACUCCAGGGAAAUUACAUUUCAUUCUGUUACCCCAGUUGCUAUGGGAACAGAGUGACUGGAGGCAGAAGAGACAGAACCUGGCAGGUGAUGGAGCCAAAGGGGUGAGAAACAGAAUUCCCUGGCCUAGGAGAGAUCAAGAGAGUAUUGCAGCUGUCACCAACAUGGUAGACCCCAGACGGGGCAGCUUGGGAAGUUGGAGAAGGAGGAGCAGAUACAUAGCGUGGACAUCGGGAAUGAUGGCUCAGCUUUUGUGGAGGUGCUAGUGGGCAGCUCGGCUGGAGGUGCUGGGGAGCAAGACUAUGAGGUCCUUCUGGUCACCUCAUCUUUCAUGUCCCCUUCUGAGAGCCGCAGUGGUUCGAACCCCAACCGCGUUCGCAUGUUUGGGCCUGACAAGCUGGUCCGGGCAGCAGCCGAGAAACGCUGGGACAGGGUCAAAAUUGUUUGCAGCCAGCCCUACAGCAAGGACUCCCCCUUUGGCCUGAGUUUUGUACGGUUUCAUAGCCCCCCAGACAAAGAUGAGGCAGAGGCCCCGUCCCAGAAGGUGACGGUGACCAAGCUUGGCCAGUUCCGUGUGAAGGAGGAGGACGAGAGCGCCAACUCCCUGAGGCCAGGGGCUCUCUUCUUCAGCCGGGUCAAAAAGACAUCCCAAGCCACAGCCAGUGACGUGGCAGGACCCAGCUACGCAGCUGCCACCCUCCAAGCCUCCAGUGCUGCCUCCUCAGCCUCUCCAGUCUCCAGGGCUAUAGGCAGCACCUCCAAGCUCCAGGAGUCUCCCAAAGGGAAGAGGAAGUUGGAUUUGAACCAAGAAGAAAAGAAGACCCCCAGCAAACCACCACCCCAGCUGUUGCCACCUGUUUCCAAGAGACCUAAAUUGCCAGCUCCCACCCGUACCCCAGCCACAGCCCUAGUCCCUGCCCCAGCACAGGGGGUAGUGACAGGCCAGCCCCGAGGAGAAGGCACCGAGCCCAGACGAUCCCGAGCUGGCCCAGAGGAGCUGGGGAAGAUCCUUCAGGGUGUGGUAGUGGUGCUGAGUGGCUUCCAGAACCCCUUCCGCUCCGAACUGCGAGAUAAGGCCCUAGAGCUGGGGGCCAAGUAUCGGCCAGACUGGACCCCGGACAGCACGCACCUCAUCUGUGCCUUUGCGAACACCCCCAAGUACAGCCAGGUCCUAGGCCUCGGAGGCCGCAUUGUGCGUAAGGAGUGGGUGCUGGACUGUCACCGCAUGCGUCGGCGGCUGCCCUCCCGGAGGUACCUCAUGGCAGGGCCAGACUCAAGCAGUGAGGACGAUGAGGCCUCUCACAGCGGUGGCAGUGGUGAUGAAGCCCCUAAGCUUCCUCGAAAGCCUCCCCAGACCAAAACCAAGCCCACUCAGGCAGCUGGACCCAGCUCACCCCAGAAGCCCCCAACCCCAGAAGAGACCAAAGCAGCCUCACCAGUGCCCCAGGAAGAUAGAGACAUUGAGGGGGAACAGUCAGAAGGACAGGACAACGGGGCAGAAGAUUCUGGGGACACAGAAGAUGAGCUGAGGAGGGUGGCUGAGCAGAAGGAACACAGACUGCCCCCUGGCCAGGAGGAGAAUGGGGAAGACCCAUAUGCAGGCUCCACAGAUGAGAACACCGACGACGAGGAACACCAGGAGACUCCUGAUCUGCCAGUCCCGGAGCUCCCAGAUUUCUUCCAGGGCAAGCAUUUCUUCCUUUAUGGGGAGUUCCCUGGGGACGAGCGGCGGAAACUCAUCCGAUACGUCACAGCCUUCAAUGGGGAGCUUGAGGACUAUAUGAGUGACCGGGUUCAGUUUGUAAUCACCGCACAGGAAUGGGAUCCCAGCUUCGAGGAGGCCCUGAUGGACAACCCCUCCCUGGCGUUUGUUCGUCCCCGAUGGAUCUAUAGUUGCAACGAGAAGCAGAAGUUACUUCCUCACCAGCUCUAUGGGGUGGUGCCGCAGGCCUGACGUAUGUGCUGCACACACACAUGUACACACAUGUAUGCACACACACCGGAAGUAUGUGCUGCACACACACAUGUACACACAUGUAUGCACACACACUGGAAGUAUGUGCUGCACACACAUGUACACACAUGUAUGCACACACACCUGAAGUAUGUGCUACACACACAUAUCCAGAGAGAGAGAGAAGAUGAUGCAUUUAAUAAAGAUGACUUGGUUUGGA
Callithrix jacchus (white-tufted-ear marmoset) is the source of this 3342-nucleotide messenger RNA. RefSeq names its product X-ray repair cross complementing 1 (gene XRCC1). Lineage: Eukaryota; Metazoa; Chordata; Mammalia; Primates; Cebidae. Gene Ontology annotation, biological process: double-strand break repair via nonhomologous end joining; single strand break repair; base-excision repair. The record is from RefSeq and is a predicted model, not a curated record. Gene Ontology annotation, molecular function: damaged DNA binding. Gene Ontology annotation, cellular component: nucleus.